Molecule: messenger RNA, 1131 nt
Organism: Neoarius graeffei (lesser salmon catfish)
Lineage: Eukaryota; Metazoa; Chordata; Actinopteri; Siluriformes; Ariidae
Exons: 2
Coding region: 1-858 (285 amino acids)
Source: RefSeq, a predicted model, not a curated record
AUGGACGAGGGUGUCGACGUGUCUGCAGAGGAUGACUCCAUCAACCUUGUCUGCAAGACGCACGCCGUACUAACGCAGGCAGAGCAGGCGGCAAGUCCUGCACUACAGGAUGUGCUGAUGGGUCGGAGGCAUCUGCCAGGAAUAGAGGAAGUGGAGGCACUGGCCCUGCUGCUCCAGCAACUGGCUGACGAGAGUGACCACCACCACCUGGUGCCUGCCGACCUGCGUCAGAAGAUAGUCACCGCUGCCAGCUCCCUUCAUGAGCACGACAGGACCGCUGCCAGCUUCAUCAAGAAGUAUGAGUCCAGGUGGGGCUACACACUGUUCGGCCGGUGCCUUGGGCCCGACACCCCUGAGAGCAGAGCGGCCCAGAAGACCAAGUUUGGAUGGAUGAGGUACCCUCAGGCUGCACAGGUGAGUGAGGAAAGCCGUGCGCUCUGCCUCCUCAUUAAGAUGUUGAAGAACUCGCCACCAGCCAAUCACCUGACCUCCCCCAGCAAGGUAGCAGCAUGCAUCAAGGGGCAGUACAAGAGGAUCGCGGACCGAGUGGCAGAUGAUCCCAUCCUCUGCAAGCUCUCCAUCCCUCUGCCCAACAUUAACAACAAAUCCCUCUCCACCUUUAUUGCAAAAGAGGAGAAGAAGGCCAACUACAGGGCAACGGUAAUGCCCAAAGCCAAGCCCCACCAGACUGUGCUGUCAGAGCAACUGCUGCCUGAAGCUCCUGCCCUGCCGCCGUCACUGCCACCACCAGAGAGACCUCAGGUGCAGUACGAGCAGCCUCACCAUGUUGCUGGCAGAAAGCGUGGUGAAAAGCGGAGGCUGAAAGUGCAUAUCCUGGACCAAUUUCUUUAUAGAUGAAAGCAUGUCCCUUUCCACACUCAUCCAGAAGGGCAAUUUUGCACAAGGCCAUUUGUCUACAGCAGAAAAAAAUAAAAUAAAACUCAUCUGGAAAAAUCCCAAGGGAGUCUGGAGCCAGAUUCGUGACGUCACCUGUGGAACUGCCAGCAGGCUGAGAGAGCUUGCACGGUUUCAGUGCACAGCCUGUGUAGACCAAGUUUAGCAGCUAGUGAUUUUGCAUUGAAAUAUGGAAUUGUCUCCUGAGCUUCUAAACCCAUGGAUUCAUGUAUCAAU